This is a messenger RNA of Staurois parvus, 708 nucleotides long. Lineage: Eukaryota; Metazoa; Chordata; Amphibia; Anura; Ranidae. The record is from the annotation of a GenBank genome assembly.
AUGGUUCUAAAAAUCCCGCUCCGGAGAUCUGUCAGCCUGAGCCCCGAACACCAACCUACCUUCACCCCGCCAGAGAUGACCGGACCUACCGCCCUCAAGAUGGAAGCCAAUAUCCUGGUGCUGGGGGCAGACGGAGUGGGGAAGUCAGCGCUGACCGUCCGCUUUCUAACAAGACGCUUCAUUGGAGAGUAUGGGGAUCUCGAAUCUAUAUAUAGCCACAACAUCUUGGUGGACGGAAAGGAAGUUCUAUUUAAUAUUUGGGAUUUUCCGUACUCAAAGGAGCCAACUGAAGAAAGCUGCGCAGAGGAGGAGAAGCGCAUUCAGUGGGCCGAUGGUUUUGUCUUGGUUUACAGCAUUUGUGACCGGGCCAGUUUCAAUAUUAUCUGCCAGACUAUCCAACUGAUCAAAGCUUCCAAAGACUGCUUAGGACCAGAGAAACUGCCCAUAGUCAUUGUGGGUAAUAAACGCGAUCUGCAUCACUUACGAACUGUCUCCAGCGAAGAAGGGAGGCUUUUGGCUCUGUCUAUGGACUGCGACUUCUAUGAAGUUUCAGCAGCCGAGGCCUACCAUGGCGUUCUUAUGGUUUUCCAUGGCUUGGUGGAUAAGAUUAAGGAGUCCAAGCUGGUGACCAAGAAGGGGACGGGGAUACGAGGCAUUGUGAAGAGCAUGUCGGCGGUGUUUGCAAGGAGGAGAACAGACUCUCUGUAA